AGCAAAGCGCGGACGACUGGCGGCGGCCGAGGCACUUCCCUUCUUCGCCGCCGGAGCUGACGGACCGCCGCCGGGAAAGGCGGAGAAGACGAAAGGGGCUAUCAUGAUGCGGCUCCGCAGCCCUGCGCUGCUGAGGGACCUGCUCUGGCUCAGCCAGGCCGGCACCGGAGGGCUCAGCUGUUGCCGUCGCUCGGCGCUGAGGUGGCUCCAUCCCGCCUGGCCCGGCGUAGCCGCUGGCCGCUUGCCUUUGCGGCUCAUGCCCGGGGCUGCCGCCGCCGCCGCCGUUGCCUCCCGCUCCUUGUGCACCAGCUCCGAGGGCAUCUUGGAGCAGACUGGCAAGGGCCCUCCGGCCCAGCAACCGCCGGCACCUACCGCGUCCGCCUUGAUGCCCGUCUCGGCCCCCGGGCAGAACAGCCACAACGCGGCAGCAAGCAAGGAAGCAGGCGUCUUGGGGGAAAAUAAAGGAGGUUUGUUGCCUAGCUUGGAAGAUUUGCUCUUCUAUACUAUUGCAGAAGGACAAGAAAAAAUACCAGUUCAUAAGUUCAUCACAGCUUUAAAAUCUACAGGUUUACGAACAGCUGAUCCGAGACUGAAAGAAUGCAUGGAUAUGUUAAGAUUGACGCUUCAGACAACAUCAGAUGGUGUCAUGCUAGACAAAGAACUCUUUAAAAAAUGUGUCCAAAGCAACAUUGUGUUACUAACUCAGGCUUUCAGACGAAAAUUUGUCAUUCCUGAUUUUGUGUCAUUUGCCUCUCACAUUGAUGAGUUAUAUGAAAAUGCUAAAAAACAGUCAGGAGGGAAGUCUUUAUGUCAUCAAAAGUCCAUUAAGGUUGCGGACUAUAUCCCACAACUGGCUAAAUUCAGUCCUGAUUUAUGGGCAGUGUCUCUUUGCACAGUCGAUGGGCAGAGGCAUUCCAUCGGAGAUACCAAAGUCCCAUUUUGUCUUCAGUCCUGUGUAAAGCCUUUGAAGUAUGCUAUUGCUGUUAAUGAUCUUGGUACUGAUUAUGUACAUAGAUAUGUUGGUAAAGAACCUAGUGGACUAAGAUUCAACAAACUGUUCCUCAAUGAAGAUGACAAACCUCAUAAUCCUAUGGUGAAUGCUGGAGCAAUUGUGAUCACCUCUUUGAUCAAGCAAGGAGUAAAUAAUGCUGAGAAGUUUGACUAUGUGAUGCAGUUCAUGAAUAAAAUGGCUGGAAAUGAAUAUGUCGGUUUCAGUAAUGCCACAUUCCAGUCUGAAAGAGAGAGUGGAGACAGAAACUUUGCAAUAGGCUAUUAUCUGAAAGAGAAAAAGUGUUUUCCAGAGGGAACGGAUAUGGUUGGCAUAUUGGACUUCUAUUUCCAGCUGUGCUCCAUAGAAGUGACUUGUGAAUCUGCUAGUGUCAUGGCAGCCACCCUUGCCAAUGGCGGCUUUUGCCCCAUCACUGGUGAGAGAGUCCUAAGUCCUGAAGCAGUUCGGAACACUCUAAGUUUGAUGCAUUCAUGUGGCAUGUAUGACUUCUCGGGACAGUUUGCCUUCCAUGUGGGUCUUCCUGCAAAAUCUGGAGUUGCUGGUGGCAUUCUUUUGGUUGUUCCUAACGUUAUGGGCAUGAUGUGCUGGUCACCUCCGCUAGACAAGAUGGGCAACAGCGUUAAGGGGAUUCACUUUUGUCAUGAACUGGUUUCUUUGUGCAACUUUCAUAAUUAUGAUAACCUGAGGCAUUUUGCAAAGAAGCUUGAUCCUCGGAGGGAAGGUGGUGAUCAACGAGUGAAGUCUGUCAUCAAUCUUCUGUUUGCUGCAUAUACAGGAGACGUGUCUGCCCUUAGAAGGUAAAAUUGAUCUCAGAAGGAAAUGUUUGCUUGAGACGGUUACACUUUAAAAAAAAAACAUCUCUGUUGCAAUUCUGUGUGUAUGUAUCAGUCUUUCUCAAUUCAUACAUGCAUGUGCACUUGUCAAAAUAAAUAUGGGAUCAAAAGGACCUUUUCCCCCAGAAUUAAAGCAAACCCCCCCCCCAAAAUCUGAUUCACUAAAGUAGAGAAUCCUUUCCUCCUAUGGAGAAGAUUAAUCCAAACAAUUGGUCAGAAUAAAUAGGACAAACUUUAUUUUAUCCCAGUUCCCUUGCAGAAGAGAGUUGAUUUCUUAACAUGCCCAUGUAUUUCCCCUGCUCCUCCAAAGUUUUCCUCCAUUGUGAAGACAGAAAGACUCCCCAAGUCAAGCUUGAUUACUGCUAAUAGCGGGACACACACACACACACAAACACACACAGAAAACUACUGAUUUUGGGGCAUUUUAAUUUCUUUCUCAAUCUACUACCUGGCUCAAAUUGCCUAGGGCUUUUCCAUUCAAGCACUGUCUGGAUUUGAUCUGCCUUGCUUUGGAGGAAUCCUGUCAGCCUUAGUCUAGACAGAAAGCACAACCAGAUAGAUUAAUUUUACUUUAUUGCAAUUCUGUUACAUUAACAGAAUCCCGCGAGUCUCAAAAUGCAUCUCUCUCUCCCAGCCAUAGCCCCAUUUUUACAGACCAAGAAACUCUUCUGAGAUGUUUGCCCUGCCCACAUUCCUUUUGCAUGCUAAACUGCUUCUUGUCUGGUUGUGGCUCUUCCUCUUGUCUCCUAAGGUCAUUCCCACAUAUUAUCUCAAACCUGCCAAGCAGAGGUGGUUUUCUACCGGUUUGGACUGGUUUGCCCAAACCGGUAGCGGAAAUUGUGGGUAGGCUUGCCCACCCAUCCUGGCUCCUAUUUAGGGACAUUUUUUUUCUGAGCAAAGCGCAUGCGUUGGAGGCCGGGCACAUGUGUGGACAUUUGCAAACUGGUAGGGAAGGUAAGUGAAAACCAACCCCGCUGCAAAGGUGAUUUAAGCAUUACUACCUGCUGUCCAUAGACUGCUUGCCUAGUGGGGAAAUCAGUUCAAAAUAUAUGUCAACUGCUCUCAAAGCUGGAGGUGGGAAGUGGGACAUUUGAGGAGCAGAACAGUCAGAUCAGAGGAAAAUCUAAGGAAAUGGGCCAUAGUAAAAACGAUGUGGUUGUUCUGCCUUUAUUUUAGCACCUUAGUUGAUCAGGCUGCCUCUGUAUUAUCCCAGUGAUUGAAAUAAAUAAAAAUGGAUUGCUUGGUUGCUCUGGAAUGCUUGGAAACUUACUGUGAACUCAGUCUGCCCAAGGCCCCCAGAUUUUGCUGAGUUCCAAAUAGAGUAAAGGCCUGUAAGCUGUCUUUCUAUAUAUGGCUGUCUGAUGGCUGGAUAAGCCAUUAUUAGUUAAAGAAAAAGAGGAUUUGAUACAGUGGUGGGUUUCA
Messenger RNA from Thamnophis sirtalis, 3264 nucleotides. The record is from RefSeq and is a predicted model, not a curated record. NCBI's taxonomy places the organism in Eukaryota, Metazoa, Chordata, Lepidosauria, Squamata, Natricidae.